Durusdinium trenchii is the source of this 2296-nucleotide messenger RNA. The record is from the annotation of a GenBank genome assembly. NCBI's taxonomy places the organism in Eukaryota, Dinophyceae, Suessiales, Symbiodiniaceae.
GUUUGGCCUAGAUGGGUUUCAGCUUGUCCAUCUGCGGACUGGUUCAACUGGCUUCGUCACUCUUGGUGCUGGACCUCGCAUCUUUGGACUCUUUGCUUUUGGUUCAAAGCUUUGUUCGCGUCAGCCUCACGGUCUUGGCCUUCAGCUUCGUUCACUUCGAGCCUUCCUUUUUCAUCCGAUCCACGGCACACUUGGACUUGGUGCUUCCACUCAGCGGCGUUUGUUGCUUGGGCAACCAAUUCUCCAAUCGACUGGUCACCAUGAGCUCGUUCGUGUCAAUUCAAUGUUAUGGCGUCUUGACCAAUGCUUUGCCAGCAGUGGGUGUCAAUCACUUGGGCCUGUUGAUGUCUCCACAAAGCCUCGCUUGUUUGGCACCUUCGAUCUUGACAGCUCAAUUGGCGCAUUUGGAAUCCUUCAUGCUUUUGCAGCAACUUGCUCAUAUCAACUUCACACUUUUGGCCUUGGGUUCUCUUCGUUUGGGAUUUUGUCCCUUGGCAUGUGAUGGUGCAGCCUCAGGCUCCUCGCUUCUGACUCGCAGCUUCGCACAGCUGGGUCUCUCUUUGUCAGCUCUCAGCUUCACCUCCAUGGACUUCUCGUCGCUUUUGCGGGGAUUCGCAUGUCUGGGCUUGCCGGCCUUCGUCUUCGGCCUGCUCCGCAUGGGCUCGGCCUCGUUGGUCCUUGACGCCCUUCAGAUGAGCUCAUUGAUGUCGAUCCAAAGCCUUGCACAGCUGGACUUGUCGGUCUUCAUCGUGGACUUCGUGGCCUUGGACUUCUCCUCGUUGGCACGGUCCUCUGUGUGAACUGGUUCCGCCCUCUUGGCCACGGGGGUCAUGAAAAGUGAGAUCGGCUAUGAACUCUCAGUGAUUGGCCGCUGUCGCUUGGGCUUCCCCUUGUCCUUGCGAUCACUUGCACGAUUGGACGUGCUGGUGUUGACUGUGGGCUUCGCAGCCGUCGGCUCGUUCAUGUCCUUGCGAUGCCUCAAACGAUCAAACUUCAGCAUGUUUGCACUGGGCAUGUCACGAAUGGGAAGCUUCGUGUCGACCGCAGACCUCAGCCAAUCAGAGUCCACCACAUCCGCCAACAAUGAUGCGAGCUCCGGCGUGGUGCUUUCGGUCUUCGGCGCAAAGCAUUUGGGCUUCCCGCUUUUGGCGCAAAGUCAUGCACGUCUCGAACUGGCACUUUUCAUACUAAAGGCUGGUGUAGUGGGAUCCUUUCUGCCACCACACAGUUCUGUGAGAUCAAACAGUUUCCUGUCAGUCUUGGGUAUGGCUUGCAUGGACUCCAUGUUGCCAACUUUGGACUAUGUGGCUUUUGGCUCCAUGGCUUUCUUGCAAAGUUACGCUUACCUCGGUUUGGCCGCCUUCAUCACCGACUUCACCGGCUUUGACUCCACCUCGUUGCUCAAGAGCUUUGUGCAUCUCGCACCAGUGCUGUUUGUUGUGGAUUUUGCUACGUCAGGCCCAUCGGCAUUCUUGCAAAACUACGCUUGCUUGGCCAGCUUGGCUUCCAUCUUGGGCCUGAGCAAGGUGGACUUCACGCUUUUGGCACUGGACCUUGUGCACCUCGAGUCUCCUUUGCUGGCGCGAAGUUGUGCCAGAUUUGGCUUUGCCAUCUUCAUCGCCGACUCCAUGAUCUCAGGCUUUCCAUCAUCUGCUCGAUGCUUCAGCCAGUCUGAACUCGCUUUGUUGGUUCUGGACUUCUUGCAUUUGGACAGCCCCACGUUCUUGCGAGCCUUUGCUCAACUGGGCUUCAUCGUGUCCUACAUCGGCAGCAACAGCAAAGCCACCACGGUCGCGUCACUCUUGGUCGUGGAUAGACUCUUUGUGGGCAGUUCGCUCUUGAUGCGCUCCAUGGCUCGAUUGGGACUCGCGAUGUUGGUCUUUGAUUUGGCUCAUACUGAAUCUUUGAUGUCUCCUCGCAGUGUGGGUUGCAUCGAACUUCCAUUGCCAGUGUUGGGAUUGGCUCACAUCAACUUCUCCAUUCCACUGCAAAGCAUGUCACAGCUGGCAUUCUUGGCCUUGGCUCUGGGACUCCUUCGCGUGGGCGUGCUUCUGUUCACUUCAGACUUUACUCAUUUGGAACCAUUGAUCUCGGUGCGGAGCCUUGUGCGAGCCGACUUUGCGAUCUUGGUUGUGGACUUGGUGAAACUGGAACUCACGGCAUUUUUGCACGCGUUCGCAUACAUUGCUUCACCCGUGCCACUCUUUGACUUCUUGCAACUGGACUUCUUCAUGUCCCCACACACGCGUGCUCACUCUGCUUUCUUGCUGUCAGCGUUUGGUAAGGUUUAUAUCGG